Molecule: messenger RNA, 2496 nt
Organism: Lolium rigidum
Lineage: Eukaryota; Viridiplantae; Streptophyta; Magnoliopsida; Poales; Poaceae
Exons: 2
Coding region: 436-2310 (624 amino acids)
Source: RefSeq, a predicted model, not a curated record
UUCAUUCAUUCACCCGCUUCCCCCUCCCCGUCCGUUCCUACAAAUCUGGUGGGCGCUGUUCGCCGCGGCGGGUCUCGCGCGCGCAACCACCGCAAAACCCUAGCCCACCUCCACACCCACACGGGGAGCCAGACCCAGUCGGGGACCGAGAUUGGAUCGCCCGCCACCUCCUCCUUCCACAGGAUUAUUUGCCUCGGCUGCAACUGGAAGUUUCUGAGUAGAAACUGAGGCUCGGUUCAAACCUUCGUCACACUCACUUCAAACAUACUGGCUCGAAAUGGAUCGUGAUGACGUGUCUGGUUUUGUUAGCGGAGGUUGCAAGCUGUUCUGAGUUUUCUAACCCAGUAGAAGUUAAUAAAGUUAUGAUACCAGGGAGUCAGUCAACUGGUUCUUUUCACUUACUAAUUGGUUGAGGUUUGAUGUUUCUGAAUUGGAAUGGACAAAACUUCCCGUGGCCUUGUAUUUGGUGAUAGUAUCAACUCCUUCCACUCUUCCCAUUAUCAGAGUACAGUCCAACACACUGCUCAGCUCAAAGAUAAUACACUUGACUCCGCAUCGUACUCCAGCUUUUCUGUCCCUAACUCAAAAGCCCAGAAAAGGAAGUGGGGUACUAUGGCAGGAGCAGAAGGUACUGGAAAUCCAUUACUCACUCUGGGUUUAGGCCGUUCCCAAAGCUCAUCUGACAAUAGCAAAGUAAGCUCUGCCACAGCUUGUGAAAUGUCUCCAUCCUCGCUGAGGGAGACUGAUGAGGAGUCAUCUGUAGAUCUUAGCUUGAGCUUUGAUCUUUGCCUUGGCUAUGAUGGUGCGCACUUUCAGAAGAGGUCCUCUGCUGGUUUGGUGGCCAGCUCUCCUAAACUGGAUCUUCAAUUGAGUUUAUCCACUGGCCCACCUGUAUCUGCUGUCACUUAUACGAAUAUGGUGUCGCCAAACAUACCAGUAACCAACUCAUCACCAGCCCUUAUAGGGAAAGGAUCAUUACCAUCUAAUUGGGGUUUUGAGCACUCUGUGGUUUCGUCAUCAUAUGCAUCUGAAGCAACAUAUGCCUUUCCAUGUCCGAAGAUACCCAGAAAAGAACAGUGUACUUUGUCUUCUCCAGUCAUUUCAUCAACUAUGCUUACCAGUUUGAAAAGCCCAGCUGGUUGUACUUCUGUGGACACUAACCCUCAACAGCGAAGUAUGAACACUAAAACCUGUCAGUUCCCUGGAUGUGGGAAAGGAGCAAGAGGGGCAUCAGGCCAUUGCAUAGCCCAUGGUGGUGGUAGGCGAUGCCAGAAACCUGGUUGCCAGAAAGGUGCUGAAGGAAGGACCAUAUAUUGCAAGGCCCAUGGAGGAGGGAGGAGAUGUGAAUUUCUUGGAUGUACAAAGAGUGCCGAAGGGCGGACAGACCACUGCAUAGCCCAUGGUGGUGGUCGCCGCUGCAGUAACGAUGGUUGCUCCCGUGCUGCCCGAGGGAGAUCUGGCUUAUGCAUCAGGCAUGGAGGUGGAAAAAGGUGUCAGAAGGAGAACUGCACCAAGAGUGCAGAAGGUCAUUCUGGCCUCUGCAUCUCUCAUGGAGGUGGGAGGCGUUGCCAGUUUCCGGAAUGUGCUAAGGGUGCACAGGGAAGCACAAAGUUCUGCAAGGCGCACGGUGGAGGAAAGCGCUGCACAUUCUUUGGCUGUACCAAAGGAGCUGAAGGAAGCACUCCAUAUUGCAAGGGACACGGGGGAGGCAAGCGCUGCUUAUUUGAAGGUGGUGGCGUGUGUCCAAAGAGCGUGCAUGGUGGGACUCAAUAUUGUGUUGCGCAUGGUGGUGGGAAGAGGUGUGCCAUUCCUGAUUGCACCAAAAGUGCUAGGGGGCGGACAGAGUACUGUGUACGCCAUGGAGGUGGCAAGAGAUGUGUGUUUGAGGGCUGUGUGAAGAGUGCGCAGGGAAGCACUGAUUACUGCAAGGCACACGGGGGAGGCAAGCGCUGCUCAUGGGGCUUGGCGGAGUCCAGCUUUGGUGUUGACACAGAGCAGUGUGAUAAGUUUGCUCGCAGCAAGACUGGUCUAUGUUCAGCUCACAGUGCUCUAGUCCAGGACCACUGUGUUCAUGGUGGUGGUACAUUAGGCCCUGUAAUCCACCAGCUUGUCGCCGAUGUUAAACCCGACGAGAUGGAAGUUGCUGCUGUGAAGGUUGAUCCUAUUUUGAUGCAGUCUCCUGUGGAGCCACUGACAGAGGGUAGAGUGCACGGCGGGGGGCUGCUGGCUCUACUUUCUCGCGGCGGAGGCCAUACAAGUGCCCCUGGUAACUUUGAGAAUGGCACUUCUGUUAUGAUGGCAUGGAUGUGAGUGAUAUUCUCAUCAAGAAUUGGUUGCUUCAAGUUUUGAUCUGUUUCCAGAGCUUAAUGCUGUGGCGGGAUAAAGUAAAUUUCACAUUUCACCAAUUGUUGUCCUGAUCAUUUCCUCCGUGUACUAUAAAUAAGGGAGAGCGUUAUUGGCUUCUCUAUUAUUGUAAUUAAUUAAUGUCGUCGAACA